CAGUGCAAAGCUUUUCCUUGAAGGUUGAAUCGGCAUCAAGUGGACAAACUUCUAGUACUGCAGCUUCUGCUAAUGACAUUACGAUCACAGCAUUGACCGGACGAUAGAAGGAUUAAUGCAUUCAAGAACUUCCACAUUCUACACCUUGACACCAUUCCAGAGACUCAAAGAUGGCCAAACAUUAGUCUCUGGCAACCAGGGAUUUGAAGUUGGAUUCUUUGGCCCCCCUGACCAAACAAACAUCAGGUACUUGGGGAUUUGGUAUAAAGACAUAACACCCCUUACGGUGGUCUGGGUGGCCAACAGAACAAAGCCAGUAAAGAAUUUGGAUGCAACACUUAUGUUAGACUUCAAUGGAGGUCUUGCAAUUCAAGAUCGUACGCAUAACCUGGUGUUGCUCUCCAUGCCUUCAAAAAAUGCAUGCGAACCAGUACUGCAAAUCUUGAAUUCAGGUAAUCUUGUGGUUAGAGAUGAUUGUAAUGGAUAUUUAUGGGAAAGUUUUGAUUAUCCAAGUGAUACGUUGUUGCCUGGAAUGAAGAUUGGUUGGGACUAUAAAACUGGUCGAAAUCGGGUGAUGACAUCUUGGAAAAAUUUUGACGACCCAAAAUCUGGUGAUUUCUCGUUUGGAUUGGACACACCUAGAUUGCCCCAACUUGUUUUAGAAAGGAGUUCAGUCAGGGAAUCUAGGUGGGGUCCAUGGGAUGGGGCACGGUUCAGUGGUACUAAUGCCCUGUGGAUUAAUCCAGUUUUCCAGCCGGUGUUUUUGACAAAUUCUGAUGGUGUUCACUUCACAUAUAAUGCUCUAAACAAGUCAGUUCUUGUCAGGCUUGUGGUAACCCAAUUUGGUAAGGUCCAGUUCUUGACAUGGAAGAACUAUUCUGAAGAAUGGGUUCCAAUUGUUACCCUUAAUAAGGACAGUUGUGAUGCGUAUGGAUCCUGUGGACCUUAUGGAAUUUGCUAUAUUGGCGAACUAAAUUGUCAGUGCUUGAAAGGGUUCACGGUUAAUUUAUCUGGAGGUUGGAUGGAUUGGACUGCUGGAUGUAAGCGAAAUUUUGAGCUGGAAUGUGAUAGGGAUGGGUUUGUAGAGUUCAAGGGAUUGAAGUUGCCAGAUAAUGGAACUGUGUGGGAAAAUCUGGGGUACAGUGAAUGUGAGAAGAACUGCUUACAAGAAUGCAGUUGUAUGGCUUAUACCUAUUUAGAUGUUUAUGCAAAUGGUACCAGUACCUGUGUUGUCUGGUUGAAUGAACUGUUUGAUAUGCAGAGUUUUCCUCAUGGUGGCGAUGAUCUCAAUAUACGUAUGGCGCGACCUGAACUAGAGUCGAUUGCUUCCGCCGAGCUGGAAAAAGACCAGAAUCUGGUCAGCAUCAUAAUUUCAUCAGCUGCUGCCGGGAUGGCUUUGCUGGGUUUCCUUAUCGCACGGUGUGUGUUUACAGUGAGGCAAGGUCCAGAGAACUGUGAAUUAAAUUCAUCUGGACGUUCCAAUGGGAGCCAAGAGGAAAAUCAGGAAUUCAGACUAUAUAAUAUACGCGUCAUUUCUGCUGCAACUAACAACUUCUCUAAUGCUAAUAAGAUUGGACAAGGUGGUUUUGGUCCUGUCUAUAAGGGUGAGUUGCCCGCUGGAAAAGAGAUUGCAGUAAAGAGGCUAUCUAGGAAUUCGAGACAAGGACAUGAACAGUUUGAAAACGAAUCCAGUUUGAUCGCAAGACUUCAGCACCGGAACCUUGUUAAGUUGUUCGGAUGCUGUGUUCACGAGGAUGAAAGAAUGCUCAUCUAUGAGUACUUGCUUAAUAAAAGCCUGGACAAAUUCAUAUUUGACGAAUCAAGGAAACGACUGUUAUCUUGGGCUAAGCGCUUAGACAUUAUUCUCGGGGUAGCCAAGGGACUGGUUUAUCUCCACGAUGACUCGGGGUUGAGAAUAGUCCACCGCGAUCUCAAAGCAGGCAACAUCUUAUUGGAUGGUGAGAUGAAUCCCAAAAUAUCAGAUUUCGGUCUAGCAAAGAUUUUGGGAGAGGAAAACCAGCCGCAGGAAGAGACCAUGAGAGUACAUGGAACACAUGGUUACAUGUCUCCAGAGUAUACAAUGCACGGGCAAUUUUCAACAAAGUCCGAUGUGUUUAGCUUCGGUGUUUUGGUGUUGGAAAUAUUAAGUGGACAGAAAAAUUGGGGAUUUCAUCACCCUGACCACGAUUUGAACCUUCUGGGACAUGUGUGGAACCUGUGGAGGGAAGGAAAGGAAUUGGAAAUUCUGGAUUCAGCACUGGAAUUUGAAGACUCACUUUCUGAGACUCAGGUGCUGAGGUGUAUCAAUGUGGGACUCUUGUGCGCGCAGAAUGAUUCAGAGUUCAGGCCAGCAAUGUCAACAGUGAUUUGUAUGCUCCAGAACGAAAGCAUAGUUCUGCUUGAACCAAAGGAACCAGGUUUCUAUCCGGGAAGUGCUUCAGCUGGGAUUGGUCCGGUUAGUGUCAAUGAGCUAACUUGCACAACCUUAAGCGCGAGAUAGAUGAACAAGCCUCCUUGGUGGUUGUUUCCAGAAUCAGUUUUGCACAUCUAAAACUAACUUGUUUUUUCGUUCUUUUUUUUUCUUCCCCAAAACAAAAAAACUCGUCAUUUGAUAGCUUUUCCUCAGAUAGCUUUUGAGAAUCUGGAAAACACAUUGUCAAUGAUUUCUUUCCCUCAAAAAAUUGGUCUGUUCAAAAAAACAUAAUCCCGAGAAAUAAAAGUUUGUGAAUUACUUUGCAAAACCGAUUGUGCAAACAACCACCAAACAGGAAUACAACAACUACCAAACAGAAAUAUAACUCAUACAAACCAUACAGCUUUGAAGCAGUACGUAUAGAAAAGGAAAUACUAGUAUAUCAUUUCCAAACUAUAGAGGAAGGUAGACAUUCCUGGCAACCUAUACGACGUCCGGGAGUUGGUCCUCCAUAACUAUGAGCCUUCCCAUCUUUGAACCUUAUUACUUACUACAGAUACAUGGACAUGUUUGGGGUGAUAUUGUAAUAGAUAUUUGCAUGAAGGAUCUGUAAGGUUUAAUUUGGUACAUUGUUUUUCGGCUGUCA
This is a messenger RNA of Rhododendron vialii, 3059 nucleotides long. RefSeq names its product G-type lectin S-receptor-like serine/threonine-protein kinase At4g27290. Lineage: Eukaryota; Viridiplantae; Streptophyta; Magnoliopsida; Ericales; Ericaceae. The record is from RefSeq and is a predicted model, not a curated record. Gene Ontology annotation, biological process: recognition of pollen; protein phosphorylation. Bases 116 to 2500 code for a protein of 794 amino acids. Gene Ontology annotation, molecular function: protein serine/threonine kinase activity; ATP binding. The transcript has 8 exons.